GUUGAGCUAAUUUUGUCUUUCACCCGUACACCCCUCUGAUCUCAAUCCCUAUCUUUCUCCCACUCCAAUCUCCCCUCCCUUUAAAUUAACCACAAUCUCUCCUCUUUAGUUUCAUUCAACGCACAAGCUCUCUCUCUCUCUCUCUCUCUCUCUCUCUCUCUCUCUCUCUCUCUCUCUCUCUCUCUCUCUCAAGUUUUGGGUGUGUUCAAUCUUGAAAUCUGCUGUGUUGCUUGUGCAGUCAUACAUAGAGAUAGUAGCAUUUAUAUCUAUAUAUACACGAUCAUGGUUGAUUGUGAGCUUGGGAUAAUGAAAGUUGACUUUUCAAAGCCAAAAAGAAAGCGUUUUGGAAGAAGCAAUUCACAAGGAGAAGGAGAAAUCCGGAUGCAUCAAGUUGUGGAUUUUAGUGGAUUGUCUCUCGACACUCUUCCUUUAACUACUAAUAUCAAUUUUGGGCUUGUCUAUAAAUUGGAUAUUUCCAACAACAACCUUCAGCUAAUUCCAGAGUCAUUAACAGCAAGGCUACUAAAUAUAGAGGUAUUAGAUGUACAUUCGAAUCAACUUAAAACACUCCCAAAUUCAAUUGGUUGUUUGUCAAAACUCAAGACCCUCAACAUAUCAGGAAACCAACUUCAGUCCCUCCCAAUCACCAUUGAGAAUUGCAGAGCAUUAGAAGAUAUAAACGCAAAUUUCAACCAAUUGACCAAAUUACCAGACACCAUUGGAUUUGAACUCGUCAACCUAAAGAAGCUAUCAAUUAACUCGAACAAGUUAACCUUCCUUCCAUCAUCAACCUCCCACUUAACCAAUCUCCGCCACCUUGAUGCCCGUCUGAACCACCUUCGCUCCCUCCCUGAUGACCUUGAAAACCUAAUCAACCUUGAGAUUCUGAAUAUCAGUCAAAACUUCCAAUACCUUGACGCUUUACCCUACUCCUUAGGUGUCCUCAUCUCCCUCGUAGAAUUGGACAUCAGUUACAACAAGAUUAGCAUCUUGCCAGACUCCAUGGGUUGCCUGAAAAGUCUCCGGAAGCUCAACGUUGAAGGAAACCCUUUGGUGUGUCCACCACCCGAGGUGGUGGAGCUAGGGUUAGAUAAGAUAAAACAGUACUUGAGCGAGAAGAUGAAUGGAGCCCAUCAGCACUCUUCAAAGAAAAGGUCUUGGUUCGUAAAACUAAAGAAAUAUGGCACCUUUAAUUCCUCUCGUAUGACGCAAGUAGAGAGAGAAGGGUAUAUGACGCCUGGUUAUCGUACGAUUGAUGGACUUCCUUCACUUAGGAGCAUGGACAUGGGCAUGUUCUCGCCUCUACGAAUUUUCUCGCCAAAAAAUUAUUUUACCAGAUAAUUAAGGUUAUGAGGCCAUCGGUUGUUUUAAUUUUAGUGCUCAAAUUAAUAUCAUCGGAGUAGUAACUUUAAUUAAGUCUUUUUAGUCAGGUGGUUAAACGAUCUUGCAUGCACAUAAAUAAGGUCUUAGAUUCAGUUUCCUGCACCGUUAUUUUAACUAUGGGGAUAUUGUGAGUUAGGUUUCACAUUAUUGUUGUGAUACUGGUUGGUAGAGUUUGUCAAGAGUGGUGUGGAGUUUUUUCUCAUUGAUUUAUCUUUGAAAGUUUUGUAAAUUGUAAUUUGAAAUCAUGUACAUUUAUUAGGUGUGGAGCUUUCUUUUCAGCGUUGUAUCUUUGAUUGUAGUAUAAUAAACAUUUCAGUAUUUCACUCUAACACAAUGAGGGGAAAUUUUAGAUGGCAAAAUCCGUCGCCUUUCCGUUGGAAAACUCUAUUAUCGAAAAUCGGUGGCCUUUCCGUUGGUAAAAUACCAUUAAAAUUCAUAUUAUUCUUAUAUAAAAUACAGGAAAAAAAAUUGAUACAAG
Messenger RNA from Lactuca saligna, 1861 nucleotides. The record is from the annotation of a GenBank genome assembly. NCBI's taxonomy places the organism in Eukaryota, Viridiplantae, Streptophyta, Magnoliopsida, Asterales, Asteraceae.